AUGGAUCCAGCGGCGUCGACGUCCUCGCGCGAGGACGGCGACACCUCGGAAUUCCACCAUGCGCAAGAUGACGACUUCACCCUACGCGCGGUGCUCGCAGGGCUGUUAAUAGGCUGCCUGCUCGCCUUCACCAAUCUCUACCUGGGCCUACAGUCGGGCUGGAUCAGCAUCAUGUCGCUGCAAAGCUCGCUGUUGGGCUUUGCGCUGUUCCGCGUGAUUCCCAGACGGAUCAAUCUGGCCGGACGCCGCUUGGUGCUGAUGUCGAGCCCGUUCACGCCGCAGGAGAAUGUGCUCGUGCAGACGACGGCCGCAGCGGUGGGCGUGAUGCCGCUCUCGGCAGGGCUGGUGGGCGUCAUCCCGGCACUCAAGAAGCUCACCUGGGACAAGGACGGCAGUGGACCCAUCGACCUCGACUUUCUGCAGCUGCUCGGAUGGUGCUUUGCGCUGGCGUACUUUGGCGUCUUCUUCGCAUCGCCGCUGCGCGAGCCCAUGAUCGUGCGCGAGAAGCUCACCUUCCCCUCGGGCACGGCUACGGCCCAGCUCAUCGGCGUGCUCCACAACAAGCCUCUGCUCACGCAGCGCGCAAGCACGGCCAGUGGGCUCCGACGCCGUAGCCAUGCCCUGGACGAAGCCGAAGCAGGACAAGAUGACGAGCGCACCGCUCUGCUGAGCUCGCAGCAUCGCCCAGCGAGCUCGGAUCGGGAUCAGAGCGAAGCUGAAGCAAGCGACAGAGACAAUGCUGGUGUCGAUGCGAUCUCUGGGUCCAAAGGAUGGAAGUCGCUCGCCUGGGCCUUUUCGGGGUCGGCCGGCUUCACGGUGCUGUCGUACUACAUCCCCGUGCUGUACGCCAUGCCGCUGUUCGACUUUUUGCCGCCGCACAACCUGGCUGCCAUGUGGGGGUUCUGGUUCACGCCCUCGCUCAACUACAUCGGGCAAGGCAUCAUCAUGGGCCUGCCGACGACAAUAAGCAUGACGGCGGGCGCAUUGGUGGGCUGGGCAGUGCUGAGUCCGUUGGCGUACUACCAGGGCUGGGCACCGGGCCACCCGCUGGAUUCAGAGACGGGAAGCAAGGGAUGGAUCCUGUGGAUCAGCCUGGCCAUCAUGUGCUCGGAGAGCAUCGUAGGGUUGGCGGCAUUAGUCGCGAGCAAUGGCCUGCGCGAUCUCAAGAGCUGGACAGCACGGAAGGACGAUCGUGCGGGUGUCCGCGACCAAGGAGACGAGGACGUGGACCACGAGCCUGCGCACCGGCAGACACCGACGUCGUGGGUGGUGGUUGGGCUGAUCGGAUCCACAGUGGUCGCCGUCGUGCUGAUCUACGUCGCCUUUGGUGCCGAGGGCAUUUCGCCGUGGGCGACAUUGUUAGGCAUCGCCAUGGCGUCGCUGUUCGCCAUCUUGGGGAUCCGCGCGCUGGGCGAGACGGACCUGAAUCCGGUGUCUGGGAUCGGCAAGAUCUCGCAGCUCAUCUUUGCUCUGGUGCAGCCGGGCAACGUGGUGGCCAACCUGAUCGCGGGCGGCAUCUCGGAAGCUGGAGCGAUGCAGGCGGGAGAUCUGAUGCAAGACUACAAGACGGGCCAUCUGGUGGGCGCCUCGCCGCGUUCGCAGUUCAAGGGACAGCUAAUCGGCAGCACGCUAGGCAUCGUGAUCAGCAGCUUUGCGUACAAGCUCUACACGAACGCCUACGAGAUCCCUGGGCCGCAGUUCCCGGCACCGACGGCAGCGGUGUGGCUCAACCUGGCGAGGCUGGUCAAUCGAGGUCACCUUCCGGACAAGGUCAAGCUGUUCAUGAUCGUGUUCGGUGCCGUCUUUGCCGUGUCGGGCCUGAUCAAGACGCUGGCGCGGACCAAGGCGCUGCACGACCAAGGCACGGUGGGUGACAGCACGGCUGGCAAGAUCGCCCGAAUGGUGCCGAGCGGAAUCGCGUUUGCGGUGGGCAUGCUCAACACGCCCAACUUUUCGUUGGCGCGACUGGUGGGCGGCUUGAUCGCGCACUGGUAUUACGCCCGCAACCGUCAGCGGGUAGGUGCGGCCAAGACGCCUGCGGCGCUGGCGGGGAUCGGCAUCAUCAUCGUGGCGAGUGGGUUCGUGCUGGGCGAGGGUGCUGCGAGCAUUGUGACGCUGCUGCUCAAGCAGAACGGGGCGCAGGCGUGGACGCCGCCCGCUUUCAACACUACCAUACGUGCCGCCAUCACACGCACGCCUCUGGCCGGCAAGCUGGACCCAUUACGACAUGCAUCUACUGGCAUCUUUGUCCUCCGGCGCCGCUACUUCUCGAUCACUCCCUUGGCAUUCCGGUUCUUUGGGCCCGUACGCGCUCGAUUGAGGAUCUUGCAAGAUCAUUCGGUCUCGGGCUUGCACGCCGGGAGUCGGUUGUUCGGGAGCACAAGCUGCUGUGCUGCGGCACCGCCUGUCGAAACCAUGCGCAUCCUCUGUGUGGCUGAGAAGCCCUCGAUCGCCAAGAGCAUCGCCGGAAUCCUUGCAGGCGGUCAUCCGUCCAACCGUCCCGGCAAGGACAAGUUCUGCCGCAACUAUGACUUUCAGUACCGCAUGCCCGGAGUGCAGGGCAUGGUCGACAUGACCGUCACCUCGGUGCGCGGCCAUCUCACCAAUGCAGACUUUGGACCCGAGUACAAGGCCUGGUACUCGUGCUCGCCCGCCGACCUCUUUACGGCACCCAUCUUGACCAACGUCAGCGAUGAUGCCAAGUCCAUCGGCCUGAAUCUGCGCAACGAGGCGCGCAACGCCGACGCGCUCAUGAUCUGGACCGAUUGCGAUCGCGAGGGAGAGCACAUCGGCAGCGAGAUCGUCGCCGAGGUACGCAAGGUGCGCCGCAACAUCCGCGUCAUGCGCGCGCGCUUCUCGGCCAUCAUCGACUCGCAGAUCCACGCCGCCUGCCAAAACACCGUCGAGCUCGAUUGGCGCGCCGCCGACGCCGUCGAAUCGCGCAUCCAGCUCGACCUGCGCAUCGGUGCCGCCUUCACCCGCAUGCAGACCCUCGCACUCCAAAACCACAUCCCUGCCUUCAACGAGGCGCGCCAGGUGAUCAGCUACGGACCCUGCCAGUUCCCUACGCUUGGAUUCGUCGUCGAUCGGUACAACAAGGUGAUCGAGUUCGUGCCCGAGCCCUUCUGGCUGCUGCAGCUCCACAAGACCCGCAGCAUGUCCGGCGGCGAUCCGGCGCCCGACGAUCCGCCUGAUCAGAUCCGCAAGGUCGUAUUCAACUGGGAUCGCGGCCAUCUCUUCGACAAGCUCGCCGUAGAGAUCCUUCGCGACCUCUGUCGCGCCAGCCCACUGGCGACAGUCGACAAUGUCAACAGCAAGCAGACCAAAAAGUGGAAGCCCUAUCCGCUCACCACGGUCGAGCUGCAAAAGUCGGGCUCGCGUCUGCUGCGCCUCACGCCUAAACGCAUCCUGGACAUCGCCGAAUCGCUGUAUCAAAAGGGCUUCCUCUCAUAUCCACGCACAGAGACGGAUCAGUUCGACAAGGAGUUCGACUUUAACGCGCUCAUCGCCAAACAGACCGCCGACGGCGCCUGGGGUGGCAUUGCGCAGCGCCUGCUCGACGGCGCAUUUGAACGCCCGCGCAACGGCAGGAACAACGACAAGGCGCAUCCGCCCAUCCACCCCACAUCGCACGCCAGCAAUCUCACGGGCGACGACAAGCGUGUCUACGACUAUGUCACGCGGCGCUUCCUCGGCAGUUGCUGGACGGACGCCAUCGGCACCCAGACCACGGUCAACGUGAGUGUGGCGGGCGAGAAGUUCCAUGCGUCUGGUCUGGUGAUUCUGCAGCGCAACUACCUCGAGGUGUUCACGUACGACAAGUGGGACGGCAAUCUGCUGCCUCCGUUUGUGCGCGGCGAGACGUUCACGCCGACGCGGCUCGAGAUGAAGCAGGGCGCCACGACGGCACCCAAGCUGCUCACCGAGGCGGAUCUGGUGAGUCUCAUGGACAAGAAUGGCAUCGGCACCGACGCGACGAUCGCCGAACACAUUGCCAAGGUGAUCGAGCGCCAGUACGUCAUGUCGGUCAAAGAGGGCAAGACGAGCUACCUGGUGCCCUCGACGCUGGGGAUCGGGCUCGUCGAGGGAUACAACCAGCUCAACCUCGAAAAGUCGCUGUGCAAGCCCGUGCUGCGGCGCGAGACCGAGUUCCGCAUGUCGCUCAUCUGUGCCGGCGAGCGCACCAAGGCCGAGACGAUCGCAGAGAGCGUCAACGAGUACCGCGAGGUGUUUGCGCUCACCAACCGCCAGUUUGGCUGCAUCGCAGAGACGGUGCUGUCUUACCUCACCGAUCCGAAUGCCGGGCAGGAGGCGCGCGCGGUCGAGAUCGGAGAGCGCGAUGAAGACGACGAUCUGGCUGCGAUCAACUUGAUCAGUGACAGCGACGGUGAUGGUGACAGCGAUGAUGGCGGUGGGCCUGCGCAAGGUCGGGGAGCGGCGCGAGGGGCUGGCCGUGGACGUGGUGCUGCGAGUCGCGGUGGAAGCACUCGCGGUGGAAGCACUCGGGGCGGACGCGGCGGUGCUGCUGCCGCACGAGCUGCGCCACGACUUGACCGGUCUGGGCCCGACAAUGACGGGGGCUUCAAAGAUGCGCGUCCCGGCAGCGGUGGCAGUGGGACGCCCUCGUGCCUGUGCGGCGAUCCGGCGGUGGAGCGCACGACGAACAAGGCGGGUGCCAACCAGGGCCGGCGCUUCUGCGCGUGCGCCAAGCCCAUGGGCGAUGCUGGCAAGUGCGACUUUUUCGAGUGGGCCGACACAUCCAACACACGCAAUGGCUUCAGCAACGGCUCGGCACCCAAGACGGUUCCUGCGAAACGCCCUGUGCCAGCGGACACGGACGAGUGGUCCAGUAACAUGCGUUCGACCGUGUCUUCGUCUGCGUCUGGAUCGGUGCGACGGUGCGAUUGCGACCUGCAGGCGGUGCGGCGUACGAGCGGCAAGAGCGGCGCGAACCAGGGCCGGUCGUUCUGGACAUGUGGCCGCGAGAGCAUCAAGCUGCGCUGCAAGUUCUUCGAGUGGGACGAUGACGAGCCCUCCACUGCCAGUACACGAGUGGCCAAUGGCACCGGUGGCAGUGGUGGGGGUGGAGGCGGUGCGCCGGGAGCGUGUUAUCGGUGUGGACAGAGCGGACACUGGGCAUCGGACUGUACGAACACCGAACAGCGCACGACAGCCAACGCAUCGGGGCGUGGCUCAGCACCCAAGAGGGGAGGAGCCAAGCGGCGUGGGAGUGCCAAGACGCGAGGCGGCGGCAGCGGCGGUAGAGGCGGCAAGGACGACGGCUGCUUCCGAUGCGGCAAGAAGGGCCACUGGUCAAGCGAGUGUCCCGGCACCUAG
Messenger RNA from Moesziomyces aphidis, 5337 nucleotides. Lineage: Eukaryota; Fungi; Basidiomycota; Ustilaginomycetes; Ustilaginales; Ustilaginaceae. The record is from the annotation of a GenBank genome assembly.